CCGAGAGAUACCACACAGACACACCCACUUCAUCCGACGCCACGAUGAUUCAGAGAUUUUGAUAUUCAAGAAUUUAUAUAUUUCUCCUCUUUUCUUCUUAUCGUUUGGGUCAAACUUGGAGUCAUGGUGAAAGCAAUGGCGUCUUUUGCUGAACCGGUUUUAUCGACUUCUCUCAGUACAUGCCCUUGCCGUAUAUACACUAGAAAACCCCUAAUUGUUCCCCUUUUCUCGGAAUAUUCGAGUCUACGUCUUGUCAGUGAUACAAAACCAUUGUUCCGCUCAGGACUUGGUCGGGUUUCUGUUAAACGGUGUUUCCUCACAUCAGUUGCUCGAGCUGAAUCAGACCAGCUUGGUGAUGAUGACAACUCCAAGGGCAUUGAUAGAAUCCAUAGCUUGCAAAAUGUGGAAGAUAAGCAGAAGAACGCAAGCCAGCUUAAGAAAAGAGUAAUCUUUGGUCUUGGCAUUGGAUUAGCAGUUGGAUGUGUUGUGUUAGCUGGAGGAUGGGUUUUCACAGUAGCCUUAGCAGCUUCUGUUUUCAUCGGUUCCCGCGAAUAUUUUGAGCUAGUUAGAAGUAGAGGCAUAGCCAAAGGAAUGACACCUCCUCCACGAUAUGUAUCUCGGGUUUGCUCAGUUAUAUGUGCACUUAUGCCCAUACUUACUCUGUACUUUGGGAACAUUGAUAUAUGGGUGACAUCGGCAGCAUUUGUUGUUGCAAUUGCAUUGUUAGUACAGAGAGGAUCCCCACGUUUUGCUCAGCUAAGUAGUACAAUGUUUGGUCUAUUUUACUGUGGUUAUCUCCCAUGUUUCUGGGUUAAGCUUCGCUGUGGUUUAGCUGCUCCUGCGCUCAACUCUGGUAUCGGAAGGACAUGGCCAAUUCUUCUUGGUGGUCAAGCUCAUUGGACAGUUGGACUUGUGGCAACAUUGAUUUCUUUUAGCGGUGUAAUUGCAUCAGACACAUUUGCUUUUCUUGGUGGCAAGGCUUUUGGUAGGACACCUCUUACUAGUAUCAGUCCCAAGAAGACAUGGGAAGGGGCUUUUGUAGGACUUGUUGGUUGUAUAGCUAUUACCAUUUUACUCUCUAAAUAUCUCAGUUGGCCUCAAUCUCUCUUCAGCUCAAUAGCGUUUGGGUUCCUUAACUUCUUUGGAUCAGUCUUUGGUGAUCUUACUGAAUCAAUGAUCAAGCGUGAUGCGGGCGUCAAAGACUCUGGUUCACUCAUCCCAGGACAUGGUGGAAUAUUAGAUAGAGUUGAUAGUUACAUUUUCACCGGUGCAUUAGCUUACUCAUUCAUCAAAACAUCCUUAAGACUUUACGGAGUGUGAUUGAUCAUAGCAUCAGGAAACCUACAAGCAUUUCCACUGUAAAAUGCGACCAAUGUAGCUGCAAAACAAAUGGUGCAGUGUUCAGUGUUGUUUGCCUUGGAGAGAUGAUCCAGAGGACUUGUAGGAGGUGAAAGCAGAGCCUGGGGGUGUCUUUACGUCUGAUAGCACCCGGUAGAUUGCUGCUUGGUUCGAUGGAAUCAUGGAACCGGUUUGCGUUUGCUUCAUGUUUGAUAGUUGACCAAAAGAGCCCGUUUAGGGGGUUUCAUAAUUUAGUAGUCAUACAAAAGAUUUAGAUAAAUCGUGUAAGCUUAUUAAGGAAGUCUGUAUUAUUAUGAAAGAAAUGUAUAAAGUUUGACUUUAUUAAACUACCAUAAACAUGAUUAAUGCCGAAUUGCAAUUA
Messenger RNA from Capsella rubella, 1720 nucleotides. Its product is annotated as phosphatidate cytidylyltransferase 4, chloroplastic. The transcript has 7 exons. Gene Ontology annotation, molecular function: transferase activity, transferring phosphorus-containing groups. Gene Ontology annotation, cellular component: membrane. The coding region runs from base 124 to 1320 and encodes 398 amino acids. The record is from RefSeq and is a predicted model, not a curated record. Lineage: Eukaryota; Viridiplantae; Streptophyta; Magnoliopsida; Brassicales; Brassicaceae.